Messenger RNA from Nelumbo nucifera (sacred lotus), 1388 nucleotides. RefSeq lists its product as uncharacterized. The record is from RefSeq and is a predicted model, not a curated record. Gene Ontology annotation, cellular component: chloroplast thylakoid membrane. Lineage: Eukaryota; Viridiplantae; Streptophyta; Magnoliopsida; Proteales; Nelumbonaceae.
GUAUACUGGAAGCGGAAAAUUCCCCCUCUCUCUCUGGCUCUUCCCCCCACAAAAUGUUGCAGUCUCAUCACCUCCACACUCACAACUUCCCCUUCACACUCUCUCAUCGCCACUCUCUAUUAAGUCCUGUUUCGCCCACAUCUUCUCCUCCUCUUCAUUGCCCAUGCAGACCCACCACUCUGCUCUCGGUUCGUGCCCACAUUCGAACCAGACCUGAAUCAUGGCUCGCUGAAGCCCAACCCCCUGAAAUCCCGACUACCACCACCACAUCAACAGUCACGCCUACGGAAAGCAAACUACAAGAUGGGCCCAUCGAGCUCCCCUCUUCAUCUUCAUCUAUCUUCGCCACUACCGACGAGCCUUCUCCUCUCCAAGUUGCCACUAGCGUCCUUCUCACGGGUGCCAUCUCGGUUUUCCUAUUCCGCUCCCUCAGGCGCCGCGCAAAACGAGCUAAGGAACUGAGAUUUAGGUCCACAGGCGCGAAGAAAAGUCUGAAGGAGGAAGCAUUGGAUAAUUUGAAGUCAUUGAGCCCGACUGCGGUUAAUCCCGGGUCCCCUCCUUCGCCUAUCCAGGCGUUAUUGGGUGGAUUGUCAGCCGGUGUGAUAGCACUCGUGCUUUAUAAGUUCACCACGACCAUUGAGGCGGCUUUGAAUCGGCAGACCAUAUCUGAUAACUUCUCGGUUCGCCAGAUAACAAUAACAAUAAGGACCAUUGUGAAUGGCUUAUGCUAUCUUGCAACAUUUGUUUUUGGCUUGAACUCUGUUGGUUUAAUCCUUUAUUCUGGCCAGCUAGCUAUCAACUCCUUAACGGAAGGCUCAACAAGUAAGGCAGUUUCAGGAUCUGAUGAUGGGGAGCAAAUGUCAAGUCUGUCGACCAAGGGCCCAAUGGAAAAUGAGGAUUCCAGCAAUAGUGAUGGGGAUCAAACUACAGUGUGACUCAAUGGUCGAAGAUAUGACAAGUGUCAUAGAACUGGGGUAGGUUAUGGUAGUUUUGACCCCAAUUGUACAAUAUUUAGAUUCAGAUAAUGCAAUUUCAUGAAUAUAAUCUUUUUCCUCCUUCUCAAUUAUACUCCACCUUUUUCUCAACCUGCUUCAGUUAGCCUCCUAGUCCAGAUCAUUCAGUGAUAAUCUUGCUCCAAGUCCCUGAUUCUGUGGCUCAGGAGUUGAUUUCUUGGAAGCCUUCUCACCCUUUCAAGUGCUUCAAUGAUGGAGAGUGAAGUCUUCUCACCCUUUUUGCAGAGUUGCAAAAACUAUAGAAACUAUUUGUUAAGGUGUGUUUGUGAUAAUUUCAUAUGAUAACUAUUCAUGAUUUAUAUUCAAGAUGAUGUUGAAACAAUUCAAUACCAGUUUUGGAUAAAGGAGGUUUUUGUCAGGCUGGCAGCCAAUAUA